This is a messenger RNA of Oncorhynchus mykiss (rainbow trout), 1614 nucleotides long. NCBI's taxonomy places the organism in Eukaryota, Metazoa, Chordata, Actinopteri, Salmoniformes, Salmonidae. The record is from RefSeq and is a predicted model, not a curated record.
ACAGAGUACACGCCAGAUGUAGUGGGGUAUACACAUACCAAAUUAUUAUAUGGAGUAUUAGUACAUGGCUGGAUUGAUAGACAGUGUCCUCUAGUGGUAAUGUUAUAUAUUGCAGCUACCUCAGGAAAUGUAUAUAUUAUUCAGUGUCAUCACUAUCCUGUCAUCUGUCCUUUCACUAGACAUAAAAUGGUAUUGAAUUGAAACGGGGGAGUUCUAUUAGUUGAGCAAGAUCAAUCAUACUUACGCCUACUUUUAAUAUAGACAAAGUUACCUAUCUUACUGAAGAAUUUAACUUUUUUUAUUAAACCAUUAGUUUUAUAUACUGUAACUUGUCUGCUAAUGGCCACGCUGUGUAGAUUAACAUAUCCUGGUUGUCAUAUCAGAUAAUAAGGUAGUGAUUAGUAUCACAAGUAUUUGAUAGAAGAGAAAGGGAGAGGAUAAUAUGAUACCUUGGAUCCACUAUCUCAGUUUCCACAGCAACCGGUAUUAAAUAACAUGUACUCUGUGGUGGACUUUGAACCGGCAGGCAGAUGGGUGUGGAGACAGGUAAGGUAAGCCAGUUGCAUUCCAGGAAGAGAGAUCUCUGACUACAGACAUGGCUAAAUUCCUGUCAGGAACUCAGAUCAACGAGUUCAAGGAAUGUUUCUCCUUGUACGACAAGAAGCGCAAGGGGAAGAUUGAAGCCAAGGACCUGAUCACAGUUAUGCGCUGUCUGGGGACGAGUCCCACCUUCGGUGAGAUCGACCGACACCUGCAGGUCCACAAGAUAGAAAAGAAGGGCGAGCUAGACUUCUCCACCUUCCUGACCAUGAUGCACCGGCAGAUCCAGCAGGAGGACCCCAAGGCGGAGAUCCUGGAGGCCAUGAGGAUGACGGACAAGCAGAAGAAGGGCUACAUCCUAGCCUCGGAGCUCCGGGCCAAGCUCACCAAGCUAGGAGAGAAGCUGACUGAUAAAGAAGUGGACGAGCUGUUCAGAGAAGCCAACGUGAAGUCUAAUGGCAACGUGCACUACGAGGAGUUCACCAGGAUGGUGACACUACCGUCAGUGGAUUACUGAGGGACAGGACAGGAGGAGAUGACGUCCUUUAUGACAGGGAAGCAUGAUCAUGGAAGGGACCUGGUUAUGCAUGCACUGAGCAUUACCCAACCACCUCCAUGCACUGAGCAUUACCCAACCACCUGCAUGCACUGAGCAUUACCCAACCACCUGCAUGCACUGAGCAUUACCCAACCACCUCCAUGCACUGAGCAUUACCCAACCACCUCCAUGCACUGAGCAUUACCCAACCACCUCCAUGCACUGAGCAUUACCCAACCACCUGCAUGCACUGAGCAUUACCCAACCACCUCCAUGCACUGAGCAUUACCCAACCACCUCCAUGCACUGAGCAUUACCCAACCACCUGCAUGCACUUAAUUUAUUGAUCAUCUAGGUUUGUGUCUAUUGUACGCUACUUUCUAUCAUUUAUACAAGUGCAUUUGAUGAAUUAAAUGGAUGUCCUUUUUUAAAUUCUAAUUGGGGGGGUUUAUUUGACUUGCUGCAGGAAGAGUAUCUGCAGGAAGAGUAUCUGCUGCAUAUGUAAUGGACAUUAAAAUAAACCAAAUCAACUAAAA